Saccostrea cuccullata (small rock oyster) is the source of this 1404-nucleotide messenger RNA. RefSeq names its product tigger transposable element-derived protein 4-like. The transcript has 3 exons. Gene Ontology annotation, cellular component: nucleus. The record is from RefSeq and is a predicted model, not a curated record. Gene Ontology annotation, molecular function: DNA binding. Bases 1 to 1404 code for a protein of 467 amino acids. Lineage: Eukaryota; Metazoa; Mollusca; Bivalvia; Ostreida; Ostreidae.
AUGAGAUCAUUAGAGAAGUUGAAAGAGGUGGCCUCGCUAAAAAAGAAAUUGCUACAAGGAAUCAGUCCAUCACGAAAACGUCACCGGUCCGUUCCGCAUGAGACUGUAGAUGCGGCAUUAUUAGAGUGGUUCAAUGAAAAGAGACAGGAAAACAUUCCAAUAAGCGGUCCCAUACUCCUUCAAAAAUCAGAAGACCUUGCCAAGAAAUUAGGAGACCACAGUUUCAAAUCCAAUACAGGGUGGCUGGAUCGCUUUAAAAAUCGACAUGGAAUCGUGUGCCGUGCGAUAACUGGAGAGAGCGCAAUCGUUGAUCCUAAAAGCGUUGACGAAUGGAAGGAGAAGCUGCCGCAGAUCUUACAAGAUUACGAUCCUAAAGAUAUCUUCAAUGCAGAUGAAACCGGGCUAUUUUACAAACUUCUACCGGACAGAACUCUACAAAUGAAAGGUGAAAAGUGUCAUGGGGGGAAAAGAUCAAAGGAGAGAUUAACGCUCAUGGUUGCGUCAAAUAUGAACGGGACAGAGAAAUUACCCCUGCUAGUCAUUGGAAAAUUUGAAAACCCUCGAUGUUUUAAGGGGGUAAAAUCGCUUCCCGUAACCUACAGAGCCAACAAAAAAGCGUGGAUGGUUAGUUCUAUUUUUGAAGAAUGGAUACGAACUCUUGACCGCAGAUUUCUAAAAGAAAAACGUAAGGUGCUUUUAUUUGUUGACAACUGUGCAGCCCACCCGAGAGUCCCUAAUCUCAAAUCCAUCACUCUGAAAUUUCUCCCUCCAAAUACAACGAGCAUACUACAACCAAUGGACCAGGGUAUAAUCAACAAUUUGAAAAUCAAAUAUCGUCAGCGCCUGAUAAAAUACAUACUUCAGUGUGACGAAAAGAAAAUGGAACCAAACAUCAACGUGUUGAUAUCAAUUAGAUUUCUUAAGUCGGCUUGGAGUGAUGUUAGCGUGUCAUGCAUUUCAAACUGUUUUAGAAAGGCAGGUUUUGAGGACAAAAGCGCAGAAGUUAUUGAUGAUUGUGAUGAUGAGUUCGAAGAAGAUGAUGACAUUCCAUUAGCAUUGUUUGCUCAGAAAUUUAACGGAUCCUUCGAUGAUAUUGUUCGUGUGGACGAAAACCUGAUCAGUGUUGAGACAAGAUCCGAAGAUGACAUCGUUAACGAUAUUCUUGGAAACUCACAAACUGAAUCAGUUAGCACGGAAAGUGACAAUGACGACGAAAUCAUAGAUUCAACAGAAUUCCCAACUUUUGAUGAUGGUAAAAACUCUAUUCACACCUUGAGGCGAUGUUUAGAAGCAAGUGCAAAUGUUCCAGAGGUUUUCUUUACCUACCUCUGUGAAAUUGAGAAGUUCGUGAAUGUCAGUAAAACAAAACAGUCAACUAUUCACGAUUACUUUAACAAUGCAUAA